This is a messenger RNA of Cucurbita maxima (winter squash), 756 nucleotides long. Its product is annotated as succinate dehydrogenase assembly factor 1, mitochondrial-like. Bases 42 to 374 code for a protein of 110 amino acids. Gene Ontology annotation, biological process: mitochondrial respiratory chain complex II assembly. Gene Ontology annotation, cellular component: mitochondrion. The transcript is spliced from 3 exons. Lineage: Eukaryota; Viridiplantae; Streptophyta; Magnoliopsida; Cucurbitales; Cucurbitaceae. The record is from RefSeq and is a predicted model, not a curated record.
GUAUUCCGAAAGAAGCAACUGCGGUGAGGAAGGUGGAAGCAAUGGGUAUCUCAUCGGGGCCGAAGCUCUCAGGGUUGCAAAAGCAAGUGCUCAGUCUAUACAGAGCAUUUCUUCGAGCAGCUCGUUCCAAAUCCGCCGAAGAUCGACGGCAAAUGGAAUCGAUUGUCGCCGCUGAGUUUCGCCGAAACGCCAAGCAAAUCGAUCGCAAAAAUUUCAUCCACAUCGAGUACCUUCUUCGUAGAGCGACGAUCAAUUUUGCAGAACAGUUCAAGUCGGUGGUAGAAUCCUUGAAAUGUUUGAAAAUGAGGACAAUGGAUUUUUCUUCCUUUGUGAGGUUAAGUGAAAUCCUAAGCGAUAUACGGUUUUGUGAUUAGCCCAUCCGAUCGUCUUUGUUCAAGCCGAGGGAACACGAUUGCCAAUUGCAAUAUGUCGACCACUAAGCAAAGAGUCGUAGAUAAAGGUAGAGUUUCAUUACCAAGACAACUUUGUGUACAAUUGACAACUAAGUUCAGUUUCAUUACCAAGACAACUUUGUGUACAAUUGACAACUAAGUUCAUAGUCAGUCAGACAAAUAGAAUUUUUUUUUGCGCGCAUAAUAAACUUGUCAUGCAUGCAACUGACGACCUUAUUUUUAGUAGGAAAAUAUGAUUGUUACUAAAUUAUGAAAGUAUGAAAGUAUUAUGUGCAUCGUGUCCAUGUACCGUGAUUUAAAAUGUGGGACUUCAUGCAUGUUGUAUACAAAUAUCAGUUACUUC